AGCAUAUCCGCCAGAAGUAAGUUCAUUAGUUUUAUUGGUAGAGACAGAGAGAGAGACACCCACCCACACAUAUAUGUAUAUCAUCUCAUUGAGCUUGCUUGACAAUAUCCUUUGUGGGUUUUGCAGUCUCAAGAUAGAACUUGUAGCAGUAUUGAGCUUGCGGUGUGUUUCAGACGGAAGUCAUUUGAAACUUCGGGGCCAAAAAACAAGUGCCACAUAACCAACAUAACAAUGUCUGUCGAGGAGUUGAAGAUUCGCAGUGAGCUUGAAAUGGAUGUAGAAAGAGAUUUGGAGGAAGAGAUUAUGGACAAAAUAUAUCAUCUUGCACUUCGAUUGCACCGACUUUAUCAACAACAAAAGGAAAGGAAAGCCAGAGAAUUAUCCGAACCCGAGGCAAAAAAUCAACGAGGUACCAACAAGAAAACACUGUCUGAGGUGAAUAUAAACAUCAGAAUGGAAGGAGGAACCAAAAUUGAGAUCAAAGAGAUCAAGAAAGAUGCCCGAGAAAGUCGUCAGCCAUGGAGUUCUAGAUCGGAUAAUGGGCAAGCAAUGGUGGCUUCUGAUACCAAGAAGUUCAACUGGGAAAAAACUCUCCGAUCAGGACCAUGUCCGGUCGCUGUUCCGAUGAGAAGUAACAGUUCCAAUCAAGCUAAAGUGCUUAACAAGAAGCAUAGUCUUCGUCAACAAUCUGAAGUUGACACUGUUAGAAAAAAUGGUGGUGGCACCUCAGGGCAGCGAAAGGCGAUCGUGGGUGUCCAGAACAGGCUACUUGAACUGGAAUGGAGGAGUUGAGGCAGUGUUUUGGAUUGCUGAUAUGCUUUGGUUUUCUACUGGUGAAAUAAGGUUUGUCAACCAAGUCAUAUUGUGUUGUGUAGUGUCAUAAUCAGAUCGUGAUCGUCACAUUGCUGCUUGUGACAAUAAGCCUCGUUGGCAUAAGUUUGACUUGUAAAUUGUGUGAAUGUGUGGUCAUGAUUAAAGGAUUUUGUUUAAUGAGAAGCCAUAUUAAUUUGUCAAAAGCCUGG
Ilex paraguariensis (yerba mate) is the source of this 1022-nucleotide messenger RNA. The record is from the annotation of a GenBank genome assembly. Lineage: Eukaryota; Viridiplantae; Streptophyta; Magnoliopsida; Aquifoliales; Aquifoliaceae.